AUGGCGCCGAUACAGCAGAAAGCAUUGCUCAACUGCGACAUGGGAGAAGCCUACGGCAACUGGACAUGUGGCCCCGACCUAGAACUCCUCCCCAUGAUCGACAUCGCCAACAUCGCAUGUGGGUUCCACGGUGGCGAUCCUUUGAUCAUGAUGGAGACCGUCCGGAACUGUAAAGCCCACAACGUCCGAAUGGGGGCCCAUCCCGGACUACCGGAUCUCCAAGGGUUCGGGCGACGGGAGAUGAAACUCUCGCCGGAGGAGCUCACCGCGAUGACCAUCUACCAGGUGGGCGCUCUCCAGGGCUUCCUGGACCGCGAGGCCGUGCCUCUCCACCACGUCAAACCCCACGGGGUGUUGUACGGCAUGAUGUGUCGCGACUACGAGGUGGCCAAGGCGGUGAUGCUGGGGAUUCCCAAGGGUGUGCCGGUGUUCGGACUGGCCGGAACACAAAUGGAAAAGGCGGCGACGGACCUGGGAAUCGAGUUCUGGGCGGAACUAUACGGUGACGUCAAGUAUGAUUCGAAGGGUAUGCUGGUGAUUGACCGGAAGAAGAAACCUUGGGACCUUGGGGAGCUGGAAAAACACGUGCGACAGCAGAUCGAGGAGCAAUCGGUGACUGCAACCGAUGGUAGCACGGUGCAGCUGCCUUUGAAGAAGUAUCCUCUGUCCAUCUGUUGUCACUCUGAUUCUCCCGGUUGUGUCGAUAUCAUCACCACGACAAGACGGGUGGCGGAUGAGUUCAACCAGAAGCAUGGAAAAUGA
This is a messenger RNA of Aspergillus melleus, 762 nucleotides long. Its product is annotated as LamB/YcsF family protein. The coding region runs from base 1 to 762 and encodes 253 amino acids. The transcript has 2 exons. The record is from RefSeq and is a predicted model, not a curated record. NCBI's taxonomy places the organism in Eukaryota, Fungi, Ascomycota, Eurotiomycetes, Eurotiales, Aspergillaceae. Gene Ontology annotation, biological process: carbohydrate metabolic process.